Molecule: messenger RNA, 3479 nt
Organism: Chelmon rostratus (copperband butterflyfish)
Lineage: Eukaryota; Metazoa; Chordata; Actinopteri; Chaetodontiformes; Chaetodontidae
Gene: ccnyl1
Product: cyclin Y-like 1
Exons: 10
Coding region: 803-1840 (345 amino acids)
Biological process (GO): regulation of canonical Wnt signaling pathway; regulation of cyclin-dependent protein serine/threonine kinase activity
Cellular component (GO): plasma membrane
Molecular function (GO): cyclin-dependent protein serine/threonine kinase activator activity; protein kinase binding
Source: RefSeq, a predicted model, not a curated record
UGGCACCGAGUGGGUCCAGCACAAAUCUGACAGGGUGGAGGCACUAAUGGGGGAGUCCGGGCCCGCUACUAGACUUGGUUGUCUAAGGAGGAUCAGUGAUAAGGCCUGGUCAGUCUGACCUCAUUGAGAAUAUCUUGCCUACAGUCUUGGAUUUUUCUCUUUUUACCUCGGUUUUCUACUGGAGGCCUCAGAAACCUCGGGCUAGAUUUGGCUACACACCGAUCCGAGUGCGAGAAGGCGUCUGUUGUGUUGUUUGGAAAGUCUCGUGAAAUGUAAUUUCCAGAAUUUGGCGGUUUGAGGUCGUAACACGUUCAUUUCGUUAGAGUCAUUUGUGUUUACACGAUAGCAAAAAGUGGAAAUAAUAUGAAGUAAGUUAGAAAAAAGUUAAUGAGACAAGCUAAGUAGUUAGCUAGCCUGCUACAAUGCUAGUUAGCUACCUCGUAGCGAAACUCUAGCAUGUUGAAUGAAUGAAUCGGCGACCACCUUCGCGUAACUGCUUGUUCGGACAGUAACACGUCAAAUACUAAGUCGCACAAGACGACACUAACUAUCUACAACAGGGUGAGCCUGUCUGGCUAACUCUUCUUUGACUGUUACAGUACAUAUCCACUAACGGACCGGAAUGCGAUUCCUGGUAGUUGGUGGACAGCGGCGAUUUAGCACGCGAAGAUAGUGUUGUGUUGCUACUGACCAUAGUCUGGUAAUGUUUAUGAAGCUGGAGGAAGCUAACUUUAGCUAGCUGCAGAUAUUUGCACUACUUGGACUUGGCUGCAAUAGUGUGAAGUAUACUCCUGAUUUUGGCAUGGGGAAUACGGUGUCAUGCUGCGUCUCUCCCGAGUCGAGCCCCAAACUACCCUCCAGACAACCGGCGGAGCGGCUGGAGGAGUUCCAGACCAGCACCGAAGUGAGCGAUGACAACACCGUGCCCUACCUGCAGCAUAUAAGCGACAGAGAGGUCCCCGAUGAACUGGCCCUGGAGUCUAACCCGUCGGACCACGCCCGAGCGAGCACCAUCUUCCUUAGCAAGUCCCAGACAGACGUACGAGACAAGAGGAAAAGCAACCAUAUAAAUCAUAUCAGUCAUGUAUCUCCUGGUCCACUGUCAAAGAAAUACAGCUCCUGCUCCACAAUCUUUAUAGACGACAACACCGUCAGCCAGCCAAACCUCAAAAGCACAAUCAAAUGUGUCACGUUAGCAAUAUACUACCACAUCAAAAACAGGGACUCUGACAGGUCACUGGACAUCUUUGAUGAGAAGUUGCACCCCUUAUCAAGAGAGGCAGUGCCGGACGACUACUCCCGUGUCGACCCAGAACACAAACUGAUCUACCGCUUCGUCAGAACGCUCUUCAGUGCUGCACAGCUCACUGCAGAAUGUGCCAUUGUCACUCUGGUGUACUUGGAACGCCUGCUGACCUACGCUGAGCUAGAUAUCUGCCCAGCCAACUGGAAGCGCAUCGUCCUUGGAGCCAUCUUGUUGGCUUCUAAAGUCUGGGAUGACCAGGCUGUGUGGAAUGUCGACUACUGCCAGAUCCUUAAAGACAUCACCGUGGAGGACAUGAAUGAGAUGGAGCGCCACUUCCUGGAACUUCUCCAGUUUAAUAUCAACGUGCCAGCCAGCGUCUAUGCCAAGUACUACUUUGAUCUGCGGCAGCUGGCCGAUGACAACAACCUCAGCUUCCCUCUGGAGCCACUCAACAACCAGCGCGCACAGAAACUAGAGGCAAUUUCAAGACUCUGUGAGGACAAGUACAAGGACCUGAGUCGAGCGGCGAUGAGACGAUCCUUCAGCGCAGACAACCUGAUAGGUAUACGACACUCCAACGCUGUGCUGUCAUAGGUCAGACUGCUGCCGUCUGACUUCCAAAGCCCAGCUAGCCCACAGCCAGCCCCGGACAAACGCGGUCACCUCACGGGGUCGACGCAGCCACGUCAGGCGGGAGCCCUGAAAUGCUACUGUAUGACCCGCCCAGGCGGUAACUUACUGUUCGGCUGUAUAGCUGCGGGAUUGUCAAAUUAAACUUGAAAAUGAGGUGUUUACCUAAAACUUCACCACACAACUAUUGUUUUUACAGAUCCCUUAUUUAUUUCUCAAUCGUCCCUUAUUUCCAGGAGAAGGUGUGAAGUAGGAAUUUCUCCACUGCAGUUCUAUCUGAGGGGCCGUCUUUGGAUUGUCAAAAAAAUGUCAUUUUGUGCAACAAUUUUUAAAUGAUUCCACGCAGCCUUAAAGGUUAAGGCCGGCGUUAAUAUUGUAGCUGUUGUCACCAAAUCCCAUGAAAAGACUAAAAUCAAGCGUUAGUUUGUCUGUGUCGUCUCUGACUUCCAUGCGCUGUCUGUGGCUCUGAGCCUCCAGGCCAUUGGUUACAUAAAUAUUUAAUAUGGGUCACAUAUAUUAAUAUUAUCACAUCGACAGUUUAAUUCUUAAAAAGGCUCAUCAUUUCCUAAAACAGCUGCCACAUCAAACAUUACUCAAACCGGAGGAAAUAGUGCCUUUGUUUGGGGCUAUUUUUAGCAGUGGAUGAAUCCACAUUUGGUGGUGCUAGUGAGUAUUAAUAGCAGCAGGAGGGUGUAUGUGGGUUGAUUUAAAAUAAACCGUGCACAGCACACAGCUACUACAGUGUGUGUGUUUGUCAUAAUGAAGGAACAUGUCAGCCAGUGCAACAGUGGCUGUGGAUGCACACACACACACACACACAGUACUUCCUAGUGUGAUCAGUUCAGCGUUGUUGUGUUUUCGUGGGAUUUGUUGACAAUAAUAAGACGAUCUAGAAUAUCAACAGACAUAUCCUUUAAUCAGCACACACAUCACAUGGAAAGCAAAAGCUGUUCCCUGUAAAUUAGACGUAACACCAGAAGUAACGUUUGAGAGUGUAAAGAAAGACUUGUUUACUGUGUAUUCCAGUGGUGUUGGACUGUAUUUCAGUAAAUUCUGUACACAUUUGAAUUUGGAUGGAGCGCACGACGUGUCUCAGAUGACGAAGUAUUGGAACGAUUCCACAGGAGUUGGCUGACGUAAGCAAACCUCCAGUUAGCUCUUGCAGUGUGUCUGCGAAUCAGGAGUGCCAAUUUGGUGUCAGUUUCACUUUUCACUUCAGAUGAUCAAAAAGGCCAAUUUACAGACUCUGGAUCAGAACUGCGACUGUUUCAGCUGUUACAUGAUGACAAAAUGUAGGCCUGGUCCACGCUGUCCGGCCUCUGUAUUGUGCCCCUGAAGUUCUGCCAUCCUGACCCCACCUCAAAGAGCCCAUGAACAGAUUACCCAGCCCGUGAUUGUCCCAGGCCCCGACCAGAGCUUUCAAACAAACUACAUAGAUACUGAGGGGAAAAAGAGACUGAUGGACGCUCCCCUCCUCUUUGCUUACUAUGUAGGCUACUAGCUGUGAAAUUUGUCUUGUUUUUAAUUGAAACAACCAUUUGCAGAUGGAGUAUUUUAAAUAAACACUAAUCAUGUAACAAAUACAUCAAGUUGUGUUGUGUGU